GAGGAGAAGAAGGUAGGCUGAGCUGAGGCAUCAUUUUUUGUGCUAUAAAAAUAAUUAUUGAGUUAUUUGUGUCACAAGAAGUCAUAAAGUUGUAGUGGGAGACUGGGAGCGCCCGGCACUUCUAGUUCUACUCUUUUACGAAUUUACUUUAAUUUAUUCGAACGUUUAUUUAAAUACGGUACACACGGCACAGCAAAGCAAAGACAUUGAGAAAAUAAUUGCGAGCCCACAUAUUAAGUUUUGUGUUUGUGACUUUUUUGUGUCUCUUUCGGCGUGUUUCGACAUGUUCGACUAGAAUUCUACACUGACUACACUCACUAGUACGAGGUUAGACUACAGAGACUCGUUAAAAGUAUUUGAAUGCAGGCAGAACCUUUAUGAUGCUGCAAGUCCAUUGUGAUCCAGUAUGAGCUGGAAAAACACCAUUCUCAAGUGAAUUUAUGAGAUUGACUCCAAGAAACAUCAGAGAACAUUGACUCUUAGUGUGUCUUUCUAAUCAAACUCCAAGAUGCCUUCAGCCAUCUCUCAGUCACCAGAGUAUCUUAGCUUCAGAAGUUCAGUGCCUCAGAAAAGGGUGGUGGUGGAUGAUGAUGCUGAUAAAUACUGGACAAUGUAUGAUGCUGGUCCAAGGAAUGUCAGAUGCCCGUUGAUCUGUCUCCCUCCAGUCAGCGGCACAGCUGAUGUGUACUUCAAACAGAUUCUUGGCCUGACUGCCAAAGGCUUCAGGGUUAUAGGGUUGGAAUUCCCUGUACAUUGGACGGUUCAGGAGUUUUGUGAAAGCUUCAGGAAGUUGUUGGAUCAUAUGCAUUUAGACAAGGUUCAUAUUUUUGGUUCAUCGCUUGGUGGUUAUCUUUGCCAGAAGUUUGCAGAGUAUACAUUCCGUAGUCAGAGAGUAGCCUCCCUCAUUCUUUGCAACACAUUCACUGACACAGAGAUAUUCCAACAAAGCAUGGCUGCAUCGUCGUUUUGGAUGAUUCCUGGUUUUCUGCUGAAGAAGAUGGUCUUAUCAAGCUUCAACAAAUCCCUGAUGGAGCCACAGAUAGCUGACUCAAUAGAUUUCAUGGUGGAAAAGCUUGAUGGUUUGAGGCAGCAGGAGCUUGCUAGUCGACUCACCCUCAAUUGUCUCAGUUCUUACGUUGAACCACAAAAACUCAGAGGGGUUGAUGUCACAAUCAUAGAUGUUUAUGAUGAAUGUGCCUUAACACAAGAAGUGCGUGAUGACAUGUACAAGUGCUACCCUGAAGGACGGAGGGCCCAUAUGAAGUAUGGAGGAAAUUUUCCUUAUCUCUGUGCCAGCGAUGAAGUCAAUCUACAUCUUGAGAUUCAUUUGAGAAGGUUUCUUGAUAGCCGUUUCAGCGCAAGAGAUCAUGCCAUUAAGGAACCCAAGCCUGAAUUAGCCUCAGAGGCUGCAUCCACAUCUCAGAACAACGCGGGGUCAAGCGGUGAAGCGGAAGCCUCUGAAAUGUGAACAUGCCUUUUGCAGAAGACUCUGUGUAUUUGAUUUUGAAGUACCGAAGCAAGUGUGUCCAUAUUAAUCCUUCAGGUUUUAGCUGGUUAGUGAACAUCAUUCGAAGAAAUUUAAACAUGCUUCCUUUAUACUUUAUAGAAGAACGUCUUUUGGCACGAAGAGAGAAUCAGUUUUCUGGUGCAGAAGGCAUGGCGACUUCCAAGAGAGUGAACAUCUUUGUAGUUCAUAACUGAAUUCAAGUCUUAAAAUCAGUCUUACAUAAACUCACCCAUGCAGACUCUGACAGCAAUAUUUCAGCUGUUAUGAAGAGAGAGACAUUCAUUAAAUCUUCCUACAUGAUUGGAUGAGGUCAGCAGGAAGCCCUGAAUGAUUUGAGAGUUGAUAAUCAAUAAGAAGAAGAAUCUAUUUUUGACAUUUCCUUGUCAUAUCUUCAUCCAAUUAUGGAUGAAUUGUGUCUUUCUGUGUUUCAUGUUAUGAUGACAUAAUGUUUAAUCAAGUAUUUAUGCCAUGACAUUCAUACAUUUUCUAUUAACAAUAUUAACUACAAUUUACAUCUAAAAUUGAAAUAUUAUAGCAUGAUCAUUAGAACCUUGACAUUUGUUUUGCUAUAGCAGAAAUUUAUUAUCUUUGUAAUGUACAUCUCUGAAUUGAAAAUAUGCAAUGUAAAGUUCAAGGUCCAUGCAUAUUGUUAUGAUUGUGUUGUGAGCUAAGUAAUCUAUUGUCUUGAUUUCUCAUUGCUGGAAUACUCCCAGGAGUGGGUAUUGUGCAUACAUGUACACUGUAUGCAGGCAAGCCAGAAUCUAAUGAUUAGAGCACAUCUGGGCCCGUCUUACAAAGAGUUACAAUUGAUCCAAUCAAUCGUAACUCAAUGGAAAUCCAUUAGUUUCAUAAUUUUUUCUACAGGAAAUGUCCUUUGUAAACAAAGAGAAGCACAGUGAAUUUUCAAGAAAACAAUUAAUGCAUGAAUAUACAUCAUAGCUGGAAAAUAUUUUAAACAAAUAUGCAUAAUAGAUGUUGACUGGCCACCCGUAGAUUCGAUUGAUCGGAUCAAUCGCAACUCUUUGUAAGACGGGCCCCUGGAAUGUAUUUUCAUACAUUGUUUUUUUCAAUAAAUGUUGACAUGUUGUUUUCUUUUUAAUCAACAUUUUCGUCUCUCUAAGCAGAACUGAGAUCAUUAGAGACCCCCUCUCCUUGAUGCUUAUAUUGAAACACACUCUACUUUAUUACUGUCGACUUUCCCGUAAUAUACAUAUAGUUCGAGUAUGAGCAAGGAAAGUUCAUUUAUGUAAUAAUCAAGAUUGUAAAGUUGCUACUGAUAUGAUUUAAGUUGUGUGCAAUGAAAAGAUGAGAGAAUGGGCAAGUACGGUGGAGUAUUAUUUUUUGUAUGUGAUAGAAAAUAAGGAAAUCUCAAGAGUGAUUGGUAGAGUAUUGUUUAUAUGUAUUAAUCAUAUUCAUAGAUAAGAUAUACAUGAACAAUGAAUUCUCCAGAAUGAUUGGUAGAGUAUUGUUUAUAUGCAUAAAUCAUAUAUCCAUAGAUAAGAUAUACAUGUAUGUAAUUGAUAUUCAUCUGUUAGAUGAGGGAAUUUUGGAAGCCUGGCUAAAGCUUUGUUAAAGGGCCAUUUAAAUAAUGUGAAAUAUAAGUCAAGGAUUUCAUCUGACUUUCUAAUCAUAAACAAGUUUAGUGUCUUUUUUUCUGCCAUUAAAAUUGAAAUUUGACAUUGCUUCAUUUCCAGCACCCUCUUUCUGCAAUGUUUCUAAUUUUCUUUACUGAAAAGAGCUAUUUGACCACCUUUUUAUUUACAUAUCUAGCAAAUGGACAUCAGGAAGCCACAAACGAUGAUAUCCUGGAAUUUUCAGCUCAUUUCAUGCAUUGGAAUGGGUUUUAUAUUAAAAAAGGCGAAAAAUACCAUUUUAUUUUGAUGUUUGAAAGUCAUUUGUGAUUCCAUUCUUUAGCUUUAUCCGCAUUGUGCUGCACUCGGCCCAGGUGAGGUAAAUGGGUACCCGGAAGGAAUUAAUUAAUUGUGGGGGCGUUGUGGUCUAGUGGUUAUGACUCUCGUCUUUCAAUCUGAGGAACGUGGGUUCGAUUCCCAACCAAGGCGUGUUUUCCUUCAGCAAGAAAUUUACCCUCAUUGUGCUUCACUCAAUCCGGGUGAGAUGAAUGGGUACCCGUUAGGAAGAAAUUCCUUGAAUGAUAAAUUGUAAUGUGCAGUUCAGUAUAUACAUAUAGAAAUUGCGCAAUAUAGAUGUACAAUUAUUAUUAUUAAAGCGUGUGCGCUGCAAGUAAAAACGGCUGCCAAGCUAAAGCUGGGGUAAUAAUAUCCAAGUCCUUUGGAAACGCAUAGAGACGUUAUAUUCAUAAGGUGAUAUGCGCUAUACAAGAACUGUUUAUUAUUAGAUGUUGUAUUAUUAUUUAGUAGUAACUAUGCUUUAUGUUUUCUAAACCAUAUAUCCUUUACUUGCUUUAUUUUUGCCUGCCUUAAAAUCACGGCAUUAGAAUUUACCACAUGUACAUUAAAGUGACCUUAAUAUGAACAUAAAUCUGGUUUAAAAAAAAACUUUCAUGUUCAGUGUGUGUUUGAUGAAUGACUUUGGAAUCAGAUUUGAUGAUUUUUGUAAGUGGAUUUAAUUUGUAAAUGUAUGCUCAUAUCUGCAUUUGUAUUUUUCAUAUAUUAAUUUGUUUACCGCUUGGGCAUGCCCAUUCCAAGGAUAAUAUACCUUAAAGCAUAUGUUCACGUUUUUGCUGAAACUUCAUUUAUAUUCAUAUGUAAGAGAAAAACUGAGAAUCAUUAAUAUAAAUUUUAAAUUACAUUUAUACAACAAAGAUAGGAAGUAUUAUAUAUUUUGUAAAUAGUCAAUUAUAUAUUAUAUGUUAUGAAUUUCCAUUGAACAGUACAUGGUAUGAAUGUUAGAUAUCCCCCAUGGAUCUGAAAUGCAAAAGUACUUUGUGUUUAUGAUAUAAAGUUGUAGGAUUGUAUCACUUGCACCAUGAAAUGGUAUUAUUAUUGCUAUUAUGUUAAGCCCUGCUUCGUUUAUCUCGUCAUCCAGGGCUCCAUAUUUGUCUUAUAUAUCUAAGGCAAUUUUUCAAGGGGGCAUUUUCUUCUCAAGUAUUGUUAAAAUAUAGGGUUUUUUUUAUUUGAGAGUCAAAUUAAAAGAUAGUCAACAAAAAAUCUCCUCACAACAUCUUUACACUUAUUUAGCCAGCCCAUCCACCAAAUACCUCCAAUAAAUUGCCAAAUUUAAGUUUUCUCUUCUUAGUUCAGGUGCUAAGAUUUCCAUUGGUAAUGUGACCCAUCUUGAUUGGUUGUUACAAAAUUACCCUCAGUUACAACCUUUUCUUCACUGCCUCAAAAAGGCUGUUUAAUUCUUUGAAAAAAUUCUUUCUUUCACAGGAAUAAAACAAAGCCAUGAUGAUUUGAAGUAAUGCGACUUUGGACAGCAAAAUAAGUCAUUUUAUAAUUGCUAAAGUGUUUUGGGAUGAAUUUUUACCCCUAGCUGUGAGACAUGAUAUGUUGUUUUAAUUCUAGAGCAUGUGGCUUGUUGGUGACUGAGGAUGGUGGGUUACAAAUCUGUAUUUUCCCACAGAAAUAUAUAUUUGAAUUUAUAUGUAAUUGUUGCAUAAUUCCAGUAAAAAAUAUUUUGGGCAUAUAAAAUGAAUGACACAACUCUCCAGGUAUGUGUUAAUGUAGGUUUGGAGAAAAAAAAAGGAAUGUAUCUAUCGCAUCCAGUUUCCAUUACUUCAGCAUAGUGUGUAUGAGACAUAUCGUCAUACUUUUAGUCGUUAUUGGUUUUGAUACUGAUAUCUUUAAAAAAAAAUGUUUCAUCACUUAUUAGUUUAUUCCCCAACAUGUUUAUUCCCAAUUUUUCAUUAGCAGAACAGAGAAUAUAAGUUUGGGGUUAGUAUUGAUGAUAAUAUUUCUAUGUGAAGUGAAUGCUAUAAUAAUCAAAGACAUGUAUUUAGCACUAGUUUCAAUCGGGUGGGUGUUUUGUUAAUCUGUUUGUAAGAUCAGAGCAACUUUAAGAACGACUGGUGAACCUCUCUUACAUGUAAACGCUAAAUAAUCACUAAGGAUCAUUUAAUGGUGAAUAUGAUUUAGCACAAGAAAGGAUCACCGGUCGUUCUUAAAGUCGCUAUUACCUUGUGAACAGCUUUAUGAAAUGGCCCCCAGGUAUAUUAGUGUCUUACUUAAGUAGUCUUAUCUUAAUAUACUGUCUUCAUCAGUUUCAUCACAUGUCAGUAAAAUGUGUAUCAUUCUUUGACUAUCAACAUGAACAAUUAGCACUUUGGUACGCUGCCUGGUGUACUUUCGUAUAAAUGUACAUCCAUUAUCCAUACGCAUAAAGUGUUCUUUACAGUCAUGCACAUUAGUGCGUUUAUAUUAUAUUUGAUGCAUAUUUUGUCAUUCCCAGAAUUUUGUAAUAAAUGCAUAAUACUCAAACGUAA
Messenger RNA from Lytechinus pictus (painted urchin), 5909 nucleotides. RefSeq names its product maspardin-like. The record is from RefSeq and is a predicted model, not a curated record. NCBI's taxonomy places the organism in Eukaryota, Metazoa, Echinodermata, Echinoidea, Temnopleuroida, Toxopneustidae. The transcript is spliced from 9 exons. Bases 509 to 1468 code for a protein of 319 amino acids.